AUGGGUGGUGGUGAUCUUAACAUGAAGAAAUCCUGGCACCCAGUGCUGCUAGUGAAUCAAGAGAGAGUAUGGAAAGCUGAAAAGUCCGCCAAUGAGGAGAAGAAGAUGUUGGCUCAAUUGCGGAAAGAGCGAGAGGAGGAAAGGCAGUUGGCCGAAUUGCAGAGAUUACAAGAGGCUACAACGGGGAAGAAGAGGGUGGAAAAGAUGGAUUGGAUGUAUGCUGCUCCUGGAAAUGAGGGAGGUGCGUUAGGUGGACAGAAGAUUGGAGAGAGGGAGAUGGAAGAGUAUUUGUUGGGUAAGAAGAGGGUAGAUGAAGUUUUGGCUAGAGGUGACAAAGAUGUCGGAGCCAGUCAUAAAGAUUUCAUAGCUGUACAAAAUGCCAACUCAGCGAGGGAUACCGCAUCGAAGAUACGUGAAGAUCCUUUAUUGGCUAUAAGGAAACAGGAGCAAGCUGCGCUACAAGCAUUGAUGAACCGACCUGAUAUUAGGAAACAACUCAAGGCUGCGAAGAAGGAGAAAGAGAGUAAAGAAGAUCGAAAAGCCAGGAAGAAGGCCGAAAAGGAGGAGAAGAGGUCGAAGAAGCAUGAUAAGGAUAGGAGGUCGCCAAGAUCUGAUUAUUCGGAUGAUAGAGAUAGAAGGCAUCGAAGAGAUUCGUACGAUAGACGAAGAGAUAGGUCAAGAUCGUUCUCACCAAAACGAGAAAGGGACGAUCGGGAUUAUGGAUCGAGGAAGAGAUACAGGGAUGAGAGUCCUACCAGGAGAGAUGAGAGGGAUAGAAGAAGGGAUGAUGACUCGAGAGGAAGGUACAGGGACGACAGGGAUAGGAGUCGAGAUGAUAGGGACAGACGAAGGGAUGACACGGAUGGUCAUAGGAGAGAUAAACGCGAUGACGAUCGAAAUGGACGUCGGAUCGACUAUCGAAAUGGCGAUCGGAAUGAUCCUCGUAUCCCACCUCCUCGACAGUACCCUUCCGAAUCUAGAGAUGCCAAACCUCAUCCAUCCAGACCCUCAGCGCUAGACAUGGCUGAUCGACCGACAACUUCUUCACGUUCUCAACCGACACCUCCAUCGGCGAACGUCAAUGGAAAUGGUCAAUCACUAGACGACAUGCGUGCGGCGAGACUAGCAGCUAUGCAAUCUUCAGCUACUGAGAUGUACGACCAGCGAACCAAGACGCUAGCUCAACGAGCCGAGGAAGAUAGGAAGGAGUCGGAGAGGGAUGAGAAGAUGAGGGCGAGAUACGGACAAGAACAAGCUAGCGCUGGUUUUUUCAAGCAGCAAAGUGGGAUGAACCUUUCGGAGACUCUAUCGCGAAGAGCUGGGAAGGGGUUGUUGAAGGAUAUCUAG
Kwoniella botswanensis is the source of this 1347-nucleotide messenger RNA. RefSeq lists its product as uncharacterized. The record is from RefSeq and is a predicted model, not a curated record. The transcript is spliced from 3 exons. Gene Ontology annotation, cellular component: U2-type spliceosomal complex. Gene Ontology annotation, biological process: mRNA splicing, via spliceosome. NCBI's taxonomy places the organism in Eukaryota, Fungi, Basidiomycota, Tremellomycetes, Tremellales, Cryptococcaceae. The coding region runs from base 1 to 1347 and encodes 448 amino acids.